AUGACUUCCCUGAACAAUGAGCCAAAGUCCUCCAUGCCUCCUACGUUUGUUUAUCCUUCAAGCAUGAAUAGUUACAACCAAUCUUUCAAACUUUCACCGUUGGGUGAUGGUCAGCCAUCCAGCACCGGCCUCGCAGAUAAUUCUUCUACGAAUAUCGUCGUCAUUCAUGGGGUGAAUGGCAGUAACGAUGUUACCUGGACAAAGCCUUCAGGAGAAUUAUGGUUGAAGGAUAUGGCUCAAAGGAUUCCCCGUUCGCGUUUCAUGAUGUUUGAGUACGACUUGGCUACAGCUGCGGUAGAUUGGGAACUCUCUUCACCACGCGGAGUGUGGAUUUUAGCGGUUAGACUCCUACAAUCUCUACUGAUCGAUCGAAGACAAAACGAAGAGUUUGACCUUUCCUACAUUUUCAUGGCCCAAGGCUUUGGGGGUAUCGUUCCGAUCAAGGCCUUAUGCAUCGCAAGUUAUCAGCACGCAUAUAUGUUCCUUGCUGCUCAUACGCUGGGACUGGUACUCUUUGGCACCCCUCAUCCUGCCCGUUUUUGCCUUGAAGAUGCAGCUGGCAUGUCAUGGUGGGAAAGAGCUAGUUUUGAGAUGCUCGCUUCUUAUCGUGAGGCUGAUGGCAUGAAUCCAGAACUAUUCACCUUAAUCAGGCAAAGAGUAUCCCAAGGGAAUAGUAGGCACUUCUUGGAAGUUUGUGAAAGGUUCCAACCCUUCUCCGAAAGAUUCAAGAGUAUCAAUAUCUUUUCGCGAAAUACUACUCAAUCACUAGCUUUGCAGUGUACUGGUCAAACAUUCGAGCCCUACGGAAGUUCCAUAGAUGAACACUGGGGUCGUAAUCAAAGAUACAUUGAUCUCACCAUGUUUUGCGGAGUGGAAGAUGAAGACUUUGUUCGUUUAUCGAGAGAACUCGAGAAGAUGAUCGACUCACAGGAAGUUCCUGAUCCAGGUCUGCACCGCUUUAGAUUAAAGCUUAGCGCCGUAUGCUGCGAAUCAAUCCCACCAAGUACGCCACCUCAUGCCGGUACGUGUAACUGGAUAUUCAAUGAUGAGAGGUGGAAGGAUUGGUGGAAUUCUGGCGGUAAUGGAAUUCUACAUUUACGCGGUCCUGCUGGUCAAGGGAAGACAACAGUUUGCACGUAUCUCUCAACAGAAUUGUAUAAGAGAGAAGGAGCUAUUGUACUGCCGUUUUUUUGCACGUUUAACGACGACCGCCGCGACCUUGCCAAGAACGUCCUUCUCUCGAUAAUACGACAUCUCCUAUAUCUCGAGCCCUCGCUUUACACCCACAUUGCAGAGGCUUGCGAAUUACUGUUGGAAAGUUCUUUCUCGAAAGAGGGCAUAUGGACGGUUUUCCGGACUUUACUCUCGCAUCCUCGAAAAAAAAAGCUUGUAUGCAUUAUUGAUGCUCUCGACGAGCUCGGAAAUGAUAUUGAAGCUACCGGUGCUGGAUGGCUUCUAGAUCAUUUAGCUGGUCUACAACAGGAAACUAGAUUUCCUUUUAGUCUGGUGAUUAGCAGCGAGUGCUACAUGGAUAUCUUCAAACCCUCUAUCUCUUUGGGAAAGCUGUUUGUUAUUGAUAUGGACCGGAAAAUGAAAAACUCUCGUGACGUCGAGAAUGUAUUCCAAUACCAAUUAACCGAACUAGUCCGAAAGGCCCCGCUGUUCAGAGGGCUUGAUAAUUAUCUUUCAAGCGAACUCGAUGCACUUUGUGCUCAGCAAAGAACCUUUCUCACCAGCAGUUUAUAUUUCGGGAUAUUGGCACAACCGCGAUUUGGCCUCACAUUGAACUCUCUAUCGACGACGACCCAAUCCCUCAAAUCGAAUCUGCACUGCCUUUAUGAUCAUAUUCUCGCAUGCGUGGCGGAAAAUACUCAGUAUUGGGCAUACAAGGUUUUGACUUGGAUAACGGCCUCGUAUCGCCCUUUGAAGGUGGAUGAGCUUCGAGUUGUUUUGUCGAUAAAGGAUGGAAAGUUCCAAGAGCAAUUCGCAUCGGUGCGCUUGAUCGAUGAUCUUAUUGAUACUUUUGGUCCUCUCAUAAGGAUUGAAAGAGAUGAGAUCUAUUUCAUUCAUCCAUCCUUCAAGCGCUUCAUCAUGGAUGUCAAGACUGAAGAUAUGUAUAUCUCGCGGUGGUAUAAAUUGGAUAUCAUUCAAGCACAUGCACUCAUAUUCGAUACUUGUCUGGCAUAUCUCUCCAAGAAUAAUACUCUGUCAUCGGAAGACGCAGAUAGUCAGACUUUCGAAGACAGAAUCGAGCUCCAAACUAUGAUACCUUUCAGCUCGGAACCCAUGGGUCUUCUACUUUAUGCAUCUCAGUACUGGCCAAUGCAUUACCAGCGGUGUGCAGAUCUCAAGCGCGCACCGACCAGUUAUAGCGCAAUACUCGACUUUCUUGAGAAGAAGAAGCGGGCUUAUGUUUGGUAUCGCAUCAACCGAAUCCUAGUGGGACAUGCUACCGAGGCGAGUGAGUUUAGCCCAUUAAUCGUGGCUGCAGAACUCGGCCUCCCAAAUCUAGUGGCAGAAUUGCGGGAAAGGGUUGACUUCGGAGAUUCCGAUAUCCAAAAGGCAUUGAAAAUAGCUUCUAUGAAUGGAUAUGCCGAUGUAGUUGAGGAGCUUUUGAAUGCCCGCGCGAAGGGCGAUGGGGUAGAGAUGCCUGACAUGGCACAUCUUUCUAGUCCAUUAUCAAUGACCGAUUCACUGGUUGGAGCCACUAGAAUGGGGUACAAGGAAGUUGUCAAGGUCCUAUUGGAGGCGGAACGGGGAAAACUACCAACACCAGAACUACAUCUUGACCGAUUACUCUCAAUAUCCGCUAGAAAAGGUCAUCUCGAACUUGUCAAGCUUUUCCUUGAGGAGGGUACAAACGUCAAUUCUAUACAUGAUGCUCUCACACCAUUACAACAUGCUGCCAAAGCCGGUCAGAGCACUAUAGUCGAACUACUUCUCGAUCAUCCUGGAAUCGAUAUCUCCGUUGGAACAGCGAACCCUUGGAAUAGCGCGAUGCAUCUUGCUGCAUUUGAAGGCAACUUGACAAUCAUUAGACUGCUAUUACCCGCGGCAGGCGCAGACGCUGGUCCAAAACAAAGAGGUCCGCUACACGAAGCUGCCCGCGCCGGUCACUCUGAUGUUGUUGAUCUUCUUCUAAAAAAGCACCCGGAGUUGGUGAACAGCAAGGAUGAGACAGGGAUGACAGCACUGCAUUGGGCAGCAUUGAAAGAUCACCUUCCCGUAAUCAUCAGGCUUCUCGAGGGCGGUGCGAGAAUACUGGAAAAAGAUGAUUGCGGUAGUAUCCCGCUCAUCUAUGCGGCUAGCUAUGGAAACACUGAAUGUCUCGAUGCCCUUCUCCAAUGCCUAAGAGAUAGCGACCAGUCCACGGAAGAUAUGGACUCUAGUAUCUUAGCAGCCUUGUGUUCCGCCGCUCGCGGGGGACAUGCGAAGACUGUGCAACACCUAUUGCGACAUGGCGCCGAUGCAGAGGAACUUUACGGUGACGAUAUUCAACAAACAGCUCUGCAUGCUGCCGCUGAGGGAGGACACAUUGAUGCUAUUACUGCACUAAUAGGCAAGGGCGGGGCAGCGGUCGACCAGAGGUCUUCGUCCGGUGACACACCCUUACACUGUGCCUGCGCACAUCCCGAAGCAAUGAGGUUGUUGAUCGACAUGGGUGCGAAUUUGGAGGCUACCAACAAUAAUGGGGAGACUCCGCUUAUGCGGGCAGCAUCAAUUGGAAACGGGGAUGCAGUAAAGCUACUGCUCCAGAAUGGCUCAGACGGGGCGGCUUACAAUUGGGAAAAUGCUUGCCGCUCGCCCCUUCAUUACGCAGCCGGAAGUGGUAGUUGGGACUGUGUGGAGCCAUUACUGAACGAGGUUUGGCCGUUCCGGGACGCGUACGGAGAAGGCCUAGGUCCUCAUUCCACUGCUCUGGAUUUUGCCAUAAACCAUGGACACACAUCUCUCGCACAGAAGAUGGUGAUGUCGUUAGUGAACACAGAGUACUGGGCACGACCGAUCGAAAAUUUAGUCCUGCAUUGUAGCGAAGAUAUCGUCAAAAUAUGGCUCGAGAACGAGUCCACAGGUCUAAACCCAAUAAAUGGACACGGCACUCCGUACCUUUUUAUGCUUGCGUCCAUCGGGAACCUUAGAUAUGUGGAAUUGAUGCUUGCCGCGGGUACUGAUAAAGAUUUGACAGAUUCGAGGGGUCGCGUUGCCCUCGAUGUCGCUUUCCAUCCCGGCGUACGUGAACUAUUAGACCCGCUCUCUAAACGUGACGUGCCAGACUCCUGCCAACCCCAAAAAGCAUAUAAAGAUAUCGAUUCUGUUUACACCAGCGGCAUAGGAUGCAACGCCUGCGGUGGCAAAAUCAGGGACGGAUUCAUACACCGUAAUUAUGUCCUCUUCCAUCUUUGA
Molecule: messenger RNA, 4404 nt
Organism: Morchella sextelata
Lineage: Eukaryota; Fungi; Ascomycota; Pezizomycetes; Pezizales; Morchellaceae
Exons: 7
Coding region: 1-4404 (1467 amino acids)
Molecular function (GO): protein binding
Source: RefSeq, a predicted model, not a curated record